Messenger RNA from Zea mays, 1341 nucleotides. Its product is annotated as Rho-related protein from plants 2. Bases 381 to 974 code for a protein of 197 amino acids. Lineage: Eukaryota; Viridiplantae; Streptophyta; Magnoliopsida; Poales; Poaceae. Gene Ontology annotation, molecular function: GTP binding; GTPase activity. The record is from RefSeq and is marked validated. Gene Ontology annotation, biological process: small GTPase-mediated signal transduction. The transcript has 7 exons.
CUCUCUCUCUCUCUCUCCUUCCUUCCCUCCCCACCCACCACCGCGCCGGGCCACCACCACCCACUCUACCCUCCCCUCCCCACCACCACUAGCACCCACCGUCCCGGCGCGGAGACCGCUUCCCUCCCUCCGCCUCCGCAACCCUCUCCCGCCUCGCCCGCGCCUCCCUCCAUUUGUCCGCGGCUCCCCUCCCUCCCGAUCUUAACCACCCGCCACCCGGCUUCCUCUCCCCCUUCUUCCUCCCUCAAACCAGACGCUCGCCCCCCUUUCCUCCACCGCCUAUCUUCUUCAGACGACCAGCAGGAGGUACGAGCAAGACCACCUAGGAGGCCUCUCUCUCCCCCCAGCCACCCCCGUAGCGAGAGGGAGGGCGGAAGAGGAUGAGCGCGUCCAGGUUCAUAAAGUGCGUCACGGUCGGGGACGGCGCCGUCGGCAAGACCUGCAUGCUCAUCUCCUACACCUCCAACACCUUCCCCACCGACUAUGUUCCGACAGUGUUUGAUAACUUCAGUGCCAACGUUGUGGUUGAUGGUAAUACUGUCAACCUCGGCCUCUGGGACACUGCAGGUCAAGAGGAUUACAACAGACUGAGACCACUGAGCUAUCGUGGAGCUGAUGUUUUUCUUCUGGCUUUCUCACUGAUCAGUAAGGCCAGCUAUGAGAAUGUUUCGAAGAAGUGGAUACCUGAACUGAAGCAUUAUGCACCUGGUGUGCCAAUUAUUCUCGUAGGGACAAAGCUUGAUCUUCGAGACGACAAGCAGUUCUUUGUGGACCAUCCUGGUGCUGUCCCUAUCACUACUGCUCAGGGAGAGGAGCUAAGAAAGCAAAUAGGCGCUCCAUACUACAUCGAAUGCAGCUCGAAGACCCAACUAAACGUGAAGGGCGUCUUCGAUGCGGCGAUAAAGGUUGUGCUGCAGCCGCCUAAGGCGAAGAAGAAGAAAAAGGUGCAGAGGGGGGCGUGCUCCAUUUUGUGAUCUAAUCAUCGGUAGAUGAAGAAACAAGGGCGAAGGUGCCAUGGCUUUAUCAUCGUCGCGUCUUGCUUCAGUGGAACAGCAUGAAUGGUCCCCACCCCCUCUAGGUUUACUGGCGGCUCGGCUGCAGCGAGUUCUCAUCUCUUUGUCGAGGCAUUGAGCGAUAUGUUUGUUUCAUUUUCCUCCUUCCUGCCUUGUGAUUAUCUGGUGUGUGUGUGUGUGUGACUGACGAAGUCGCGGCGAUUAGGUAACUCGCUUAGAAGGUAUUUCCCGUGUUUGAGCAAAAGAAAGUAUCCCUGUUAUCUCUGUUCCAUAAGUUAGACAUGAUGUAAUCGUACUAAGUUUAUUUUUACUUAUUUCACUUGAAUGG